Molecule: messenger RNA, 1384 nt
Organism: Grammomys surdaster
Lineage: Eukaryota; Metazoa; Chordata; Mammalia; Rodentia; Muridae
Gene: Nubpl
Product: nucleotide binding protein like
Exons: 12
Coding region: 17-976 (319 amino acids)
Biological process (GO): iron-sulfur cluster assembly; mitochondrial respiratory chain complex I assembly
Cellular component (GO): mitochondrion
Molecular function (GO): 4 iron, 4 sulfur cluster binding; ATP binding; ATP-dependent FeS chaperone activity
Source: RefSeq, a predicted model, not a curated record
GGAAGAGUCGCGCGCCAUGGGGACCUGGCGGCGUUUGCUGCUCUUUGGCGGGGUGUCAUUCUGGGGUGGUGGCGCGGCCGCUGUCCCGCCCCUGGGGUGCCGAGCUUUGGGUUGUGGGCGCCAGUUAUUAGGCGCUGAGGGUGAGGCCUUGAAACAAAGAAGAACACAAAUCAUGUCCCGAGGACUUCCUAAGCAGAAACCUAUAGAAGGUGUUAGAGAAGUCAUUGUUGUGGCCUCUGGAAAGGGUGGUGUUGGAAAGUCUACCACCGCAGUGAACCUUGCUCUCGCCCUGGCCGCGAAUGACUCGUCCAAGGCGGUUGGCCUGUUAGAUGUGGAUGUGUAUGGUCCUUCCAUCCCAAAGAUGAUGAACCUGAGAGGAAGUCCAGAAUUAUCACCAAAUAACCUAAUGAGGCCUCUUUUGAAUUAUGGCAUUGCUUGUAUGUCAAUGGGCUUUUUGGUUGAAGAGACGGCACCACUUGUCUGGAGAGGCCUUAUGGUGAUGUCAGCCAUUGAGAAGCUUUUGAGACAGGUUGAUUGGGGUCAGCUGGACUAUUUAGUUGUUGACAUGCCGCCGGGAACAGGAGACGUGCAGUUAUCAGUCUCACAGAACAUUCCCAUUUCAGGUGCUGUGAUUGUGUCCACACCUCAGGACAUUGCACUGAUGGAUGCACGAAAGGGUGCGGAGAUGUUCCGGAAAGUCAAUGUGCCGGUUCUUGGCCUUGUCCAAAACAUGAGUGUCUUCCAGUGUCCAAAAUGUAAACACAAAACUCAUAUUUUUGGUGCUGAUGGUGCAAGAAAACUAGCACAGACCCUUGAUCUUGAUGUUCUAGGAGACGUUCCCUUACACCUCAGUAUAAGGGAAGCUUCGGAUGUGGGCCAGCCAGUUGUCUUUUCUCAGCCUGAAAGUGAUGAGGCCAAAGCUUACCUGCGUAUUGCUUCAGAAGUGGUAAGAAGAUUGAAAUCACGUCCAGAAUGAUUCCCAAGUGCCCUGGAAAUUGUCCCGAUUUGAUUUGACAACCUACGACUCGCAAAUAAAUGUUCAUGUGUGUGUGCUGGCUGCUGUAUGAUGAUUCUGUAUUUGGGGUCUUGACAGCUGGCAUCUCAGCUGCACUGCAUGGCUUUCAUUGAACCAUCUCCUGAGAAACUGUGACUUCCUGAUGCUGCCAUCCCAGGUGUGCAGAGAACGGCUGGAGCGCAGUAUGUCACCCAAAGGGCUCACUAAAUGUGGAUGUGGAUGUAACACCUUACCACCAGGCAGUGUGGAUCUUGCCUAUAGUCCUGUGUUAAACAUGUACUUGAUGAAAAGGACUUCUACUUCAUGUGGCACAGACUUACCAAGACUUAAUAAAUCUGAAUCUCCAGGAUGGGGUCAGGACGUUGAUAA